UUGCUCGGUCCCGGAGAGCCCGGCGGCGCGGCGGGGUGUGGACGCGGCCCGGAGCCCGCCGCGCGCGAGCUGCCCCUCCGCCUUCGGCUCGCACCCCCCGCCCCUCCCACCGGGGCGGGCUGGGCCGCGCCGGCCGCCCCCGGGCGCCCGCACCUCCGGCCGCAGUCUCGGCCAGACGCGCCAGCGAACCGGUUUGGAUUGGGGCCGGCGGCCGCGCGGGAGGCGGGAGCGGCGGGGACGCGCGGAGGGCCCGGGGAGGCGAGCGGCCGAGAGGGGACGGUCCCGCCGACUUGGCGCGGGCGGCAGGUGCGCGGCCCCCGGGAUGCGGACGCCGGCGGUGAUGACGCUGGGCAUGGUGCUGGCGCCCUGCGGGCUGCUGCUCAACCUGACGGCCACGCUGGCGCCCGGCUGGCGGCUGGUGAAGGGCUUCCUCAACCAGCCGGUGGACGUGGAGCUGUACCAGGGCCUGUGGGACAUGUGCCGCGAGCAGAGCAGCCGCGAGCGCCAGUGCAAGCAGCCGGACCCGUGGGGCUACUUCGACGCCCAGCCGGUGCGCGUGGCGCGGGCCCUCAUGGUCACGUCGCUGGCCGCCACGGCCCUGGGGCUGCUGCUGGCGUCGCUGGGCGUGCGCUGCUGGCAGGAGGAGCCGCGCUUCGCGCUGGCCGGCCUCUCGGGCGCGGUGCUCUUCGCCGCCGGCCUGCUCAGCCUCAUCCCGGUCUCCUGGUACAACCACUUCUUGGCGGACCGCAACGUCCUGCCCGCCGACGCCAGCCCGGUCACGCUGCACGUCAGCUACAGCCUGGUGCUGGGCUACCUGGGCAGCUGCCUGCUGCUGCUGGGCGGCUUCUCGCUGGCGCUCAGCUUCGCGCCCUGGUGUGAGGAGCGCUGCCGCCGCCGCCGCAAGGAGCCGGCGGGCGGCCCGCGCCGGCCCAGCAUCAGCACGGUGCACGUCGGCUGGCCCGAGCCCGCGCUGCCGCCCGCCAUCAAGUACUACAGCGACGGCCAGCACCAGCCGCGGCCGGCCAAGCCCGGCGCCGCCCGCCAGCCCAAGGCCGGCUUCCCCAUGCCGCGGCCGCAGCCCGGCGCCUACACCAACCAGAUAGACGUGCUCCGCGGGGAGGACGCCCGCUCCCCCCGCGACUCCUUGGGCAGCACCUGCUCCUGCCACGCCUCGCUGCCCUGCGACUCCGACCUGUAGACGGCGCCCCCUCCUCUCCCAGGCCUGCUCUGGGCGGGUGCUGCGGGGACGAAGGACUCGCCCCCACCACGUCCAGCCCUGAACUUGCCCGGU
Lontra canadensis (Northern American river otter) is the source of this 1291-nucleotide messenger RNA. It is a transcript of the gene CLDN23, whose product is annotated as claudin 23. Gene Ontology annotation, cellular component: bicellular tight junction; plasma membrane. The transcript has a single exon. NCBI's taxonomy places the organism in Eukaryota, Metazoa, Chordata, Mammalia, Carnivora, Mustelidae. The record is from RefSeq and is a predicted model, not a curated record. Gene Ontology annotation, biological process: bicellular tight junction assembly; cell adhesion. Gene Ontology annotation, molecular function: structural molecule activity. The coding region runs from base 323 to 1198 and encodes 291 amino acids.